CAGUUAAAAGGUAAUGUCGUAAAACAUACGACGACCGUGGAUACUCUAAAAACGGGGAUAUUUAUUAAAAAUAGAUGACAGUUCCGUAUCUGACUCAGCUUUAAGAUAUAUAUUGUGCUGAAAAGCAGUCCUAAGCCCGUUAGGGCGAGUCGACCGUUUCGGGUUGUACAUUUUUAUUUGUGCCAAUUUUUGACAUUAAAAACAAACCAACUAACAGUUAGUGUCUUUGACGGCAGUAAAUCUUUUUGUACAGCAUAACUUAAAGCUUGAAAAACCCAGAUUUAGGACCACUUUCUGCCAGCACCAGUUUUCUCGUCGUGUUAUACAAGUGUGGAAUGACUUGCCUCAACAUGUGAUAGAUGCUGAAGAUGUAGAAUCAUUUAAAGUAAGGUUGGACCGCCACUGGCAAGGAGACAUGCUGUACCAGUUUUGAGACCUGUAUCAAAGUUGUCUAUGGACAGCUGUAAUUUAAUCAUAUAUACUCAUAACUGUUACCAACAACCUUUACACGAUAAGAUUUUAUGAGCUCCGAAGAUAGAUCGUGACGAAACAAGUUUAGACGAAGAGGGGUUUAAAAAGGGCACAAGUCCUUAUACAGAACCCAAAAUCAUCCUACAGGUAUCCUACAGGUACAGUUGAUAUGUUGAAAAAUGCCACAAGACCGACGUGUUUCCACACACAGUCCGAAAGCAAUGAUCUGAUAAUACCUAGGAGUGGUCACCGUGUGCUUGUGGACAGUCAGUUCUUGUACAGCUGGGGAGGGUUCAAUUCUGACCUCUGGGACGUGGAAAAUGAUGAACACACGCGUUUUCCCCUCCUCAAAGAGAUGCUGCAGUACGAGAUGGUAACAGACACCUGGAGGAAACUAGAGAUGGAGGGGGAGUUUCCCACAGGCCUCGCCUCACAUGUUGUGUUUAAACUUCAUAGACAUAUUCUGCACACAGGGGGGUCAGGUGUGCCUUUUGGUGGCUCUAACUCUAACGCCAUCUAUGAUUUUAACCUGGAUACCCUCCAGUGGAAGUGUAUUGUUCAAGAGCAAGAUCUCAGUGAAGAGAAAGAGGCUGCAGCACCAAAAUACGGACAGGCAUUGGCUCAAAUAGAUAACUACAUGUAUAUUGUUGGUGGAACAAGUGGUUUUACCUAUGACAUGGACAUUAACAGACUCAACCUCACUGAUCUCACGUGGGAACAUCUCGAACCAAGGUCCAAAUAUGUGCCAAGUGAAAGAUACCGACAUGAAGUAGUUCACUAUGAGGGCAACCUUUAUCUGUUUGGCGGGGGGACAGCAGGCAUAGAGUACCAACUGAAAGAAAUUGAUGUAUUCCACAUUGAGAUGAGGGUUUGGGAGAAAGCCCCAACAGUGCCAUACCAAGACAUUGAUGGAGGAAAAUCACUGUAUCCAGCUGGGAGGAAAUGUCACAGCUGCCACCUGCUCGCUGACAGUGUAUAUGUGAUAGGAGGACUAGGGGGUGGCAGAAUCCAGCAGAAGAUCUGGAGGUUACACCUUCCAAGCCUCCAGUGGACCAAACUAGACUUCUCCCUGCCCAAACCAGUCUACUUCCACUCCAGUGCCCUCACUCAGGAUGGCUGUUUAUUUGUGUUUGGUGGUGUGACUAAGAUAGACACAGAGCGUACUAAUGACCUACAGUGUGUGUGGCUGGCUAUCCCAAGUCUGCGGACAAUGAGUUGGAGCGUAGUCUGGUCUUGUCUGGAUAAAACGAGGCUGGCCGAGACCCGGAGUAGGCUUCUGCAGCUGGGUGUGCCUGCUGACCUCCUCCAGUCUAGAUAGCACAGCCCUGUGCAGUUUCAAUACAGUAAACACUGCCAGAAAUGAAGAGAUUAGCCUUGAUGUUACCUGGUUACAAGGAUCAUAUCAGCACACUAUGAUACAAGCAACCAUUCACAAAAUAUGAAGAAAAUAAUAAGAAGCUGAUACAAAAAGAGCUUAAGUUUGUACUUGAAGAGUUCUUUACUCACAGAUCCAAAGAGGGUGGUGGGUUUAAGGUGGACAAAAUGUCAGGAGAUUUGCAAGCAUAAUAAUUAACCGGACAAGAACAUCACCUUCAUAUUUUUUUAUAAGCAUUGUUACAAAAAAAAUCAAGUGCAAUCCCAAAUUGAAAAACUACAACUAAUUUUUAAAUAAUAUUUCAAUGGGUUGUCACAGGUGAACCAAAGAAGCAGUUCGUUUAUUUUCUCUCACAAUUAUUAUUUUUGUUCUGGAGUUUAUUUUUAAUUUCGAUAAGAUUCUAGGAAUUAUUCUUAAAGAAAUAAUUUAUCAAAUGAUCAGAAAAUGUUUUGUCCUGGGAUAGUUUAGAUAAUUUUAGAAUUAUGUAUACCGUACACACUUAAUUGAUUGUUGGUAUUUGAUAUUAGAAUGUGGUAUAUUUUCAUAUUUGAUAUGUCAAAUAUUUUUGUUGUUAGAUUAUUUUGCAAUUGUGCCAGUAGUAAAUAUUGUAUAAUACUCCCUGAGUGUUGUACUCACUAUUCAGCGGGAUUUUGAGUCAUUUGUACAGGUCAGUAAUCCUAGAAUGGCUCAUGUGUGUUACUGAAGGUCCAAUGUACAAUUUAUGUCACCUGUGUGGAUGGCAACCAUACAGGGAUCAUGUUGUCUGCCAUUGUUGUUGUCUGCGUCUGUGCCCUCACACUUUUGUUUCUGCUCACUAACUGUUUAGCUUACCAGUGCUCAAGGUGAGCUAUUGUGAUUGGUCUUUGUCCGGCGUCCGUCCAACAGUCUGUCCGUCCUUCAAGAAUUGCUUAAAAAACAUCUCUGAAACUACCUGGCCAAAUUCAAUGAAACUUUACAGGAAGCUUCCUUGAGUGACCCUCUACAAAAAUACAACAAGUGGUCACGAUUGAUCGACAACAACUAAAUGGGCGACUUCCUGUUUUGCUUUAAAAAAUAUCUUCUCUGAAACUACCAGUCCAAAUUGAAUGAAACUUUACAGGAAGCUUCCUUAGUGACCCUCUACAAAAAUACAACAAGGGGUCACGAUUGAUCAACACCAACAGCAACAACAACAAAAUGGCUGACUUCCUGUUUUGCUUUAAAAAAAAUCUACUCUUAAACUACCAAUCUAAAUUCAAUGAAACUUUACAGGAAGCUUCCUGGGGUGACCCUCUUCAAAAAUACAACAAGGGGUCAUGAUUGAUCAGCAACAACAAAAUGGCUGACUUUCUGUUUUACUUUAAAAAAACCCAUCUCUUCUGAAACUACCAAUCCAGAUUCAAUGAAACUUUACAGGAAGCUUCCUUGGGUGACCCUCUACAAAAAUACAACAAGGGGUCAUGAUUGAUCAACACCAAAAGCAACAACAACAAAAUGGCUGACUUCCUGUUUUGCUUUAAAAAACACAUCUCCGUUGAAACUACCACUCAAAAUUCAAUGAAACUUUACAGGAAGCUUCCUGGGGUGACCCUCUUCAAAAAUACAACAAGGGGUCAUGAUUGAUCAACAACAACAGCAACAACAACAAAAUGGCUGACUUCCUGUUUUGCUUUAAAAAAAAACAUCUCCUCUAAAACUACCAGUCCAAAUUCAAUGAAACUUUACAGGAAGCUUCUUGGGGUGACCCUCUUUAAAAAUACAACAAGGGGUCAUGAUUGAUCUGCAACAACAACAACAGCAGCAACAACAAAAUGGCUGACUUUCUGUUUCGCUUUAAAAAACCCAUCUCCUCUGAAACUACCAAUCCAAAUUCAAUGAAACUUUACAGGAAGCUUUCUUGGGUGACCCUCUACAAAGAAACAACAAGGGGUCACGAUUGAUUAACAACAACAACAACAGCAACAACAACAAAAUGGCUGACUUCCUGUUUUGCUUUAAAAAAACAUCUCCUCUAAAACUACCAGUCCAAAUUCAAUUAAACUUUACAGAAAGCUUCCUUGGGUGACCCUCUACAAAAAUACAACAAGGGGUCAUGAUUGAUCAACAACAACAACAGCAAAAUGGCCGAGCUCCUGUUUUGCUUUAAGAAACAUUUCCUCUGAAACUACCAGGCCAAAUUCACUGAAACUUUACAGGAAGCUUCAUUGCAUGACCCUCUACAAAAAUACAACAAGGCAUUGAGAUUGAUGAACAACAAAAUGGCCAACUUACUGUUUUGCUUUAAAAUAAAUCUCUGAAACUACCAGGCCAAAUUCAAUGAAACUUUACAGGUAGCUUCAUUACAGACCCUUUACAAAUAUAAACAAGGCAUCGUCAUCAGUAAAGAUAUGUUUAAAUUGCAACAUUUUUAUUAAUGCUUUAUCACAGAGUUGUGGCCCUUUCCUUAGUUGAGUAUUUUAGGGCAAUCAUGGCCCUCUUGUUUAUUUGUUGUCCAAUCGUUAUCAAACUUGGUCACAAUGUUUAUUGACAUGACAUCUUGACUGAGUUGGAUCAACACCCAGAGUUAUGGCCCUUGAUUUAUCAAUUUUUUUUUAUCUUUCAAUCUUUACCAAACUUUGGUAGAAUGUUUAUGAACUUUUUAUCUUGACUGAGCUUGAUAUAAACAGUCUGGGUUAGAAGGUAAUAUAUGUUGUCGCUUGUCUAUUUUUAUGAAAUAGAUUUGUUUAAACCAAGUAUGGCCUAUUGUCAACAUUGUACUAAUUUCACUUUGUCCAUUCUCUAAUUUAAGCAUUGCUACCGAAUCUUACUUAUCCGGUGGUUCUAAUACUCCUGAUAUCCCAACGCUGCCACCAGUGUUACAGAAUCACACUUAACCAGUGUUGUUAAAAACUUUGACAUUUCACCACUGGCCAACAGUGUUACCCAAUCUCACCUGCUACAACAAAGACUAACCUGGGAGCAAAGAUCCUUUUCAGGAUUCCUUGUUCGGUAAAGUAGUUCGCUGCCACCAAUAUUUCUUGAGAUACUUCAAUAGCCCUUUAUUUGGAGAGCUUCACAAACAUGAAGAAACAAACACAUUAUAAUUUUCUUCUACUACCAUUUAUUCAUUAACAUAUAACUGCAUGCCUGCAAUGUUAGUUAACCUAUCUCCGCUGGCAAUGCCCACUGCCAACAGUAUUAUGUAACUGCUGUGCCUGCAGUGUUUCAUAACUACCCUCUGCCUCUGCCUGUCAGUAUAACAUAACCCAUCUCUGCCAUCAGUAUUACAUUACUGCUGUGCCAGCCGUGCCCAUUGCAGCCGAUGAUGCCCUUUGCUGCUGACAAUAUAACACAACCGGUGGCAGAGCACUUAGAACUCUGCAGGUAAUUUCAAAACAGGUAGAGCUUCCAACCGGAGCCCUAAGCCUGAUUCAUUAAUGUCAAAUAGAAAAGUAUUUAACAACCCACACAAAUUACAUUGUGAAGGAGAACACAGAACUGUUGCUAAUUCCUAAAUUGCAACAGCAUUUCUUAUCCAAUCUUUACCAAACCUUUGUUACAAUGUUCAUUCCAUUAACAGUGAGAUCACAACAUUAACUCUGGAGUUAAUGCCCUUCGAUUGUCAAAAUUGUGCCAAAAUUCAUUUUGAUUUCUUUCUUACUUGAGGGUUUGUUAUCUAAUCUUUACUACAUUGGGUAACAAUAGAGCAUAAUGUAUCAAACAAGUUUGACAAACAGCCAGAUCAAACUAUACACCACAUGAGUUAUGGCCCUUUAAAUUUUAAAAUUUUAACCGAAGUUACUUCGACUGUCCACUCAAAAUAACUCGAGCAUUUCUUAUCCAGUUCUAAGCAAGUGGGUCAACAAUGGUAAUGGGGAUAAUUUCUUAUUUGUUUCAGAUAAACUAGCAGAUUACUGUAAUUUUUCCAGAGUCCGUACUGAUGUUUGAUUAUAUCCCUUGACCAAGCAAUGUUUGGUGCGGGGAAAUGACAUAGGAAAAGCAAUACAACUAUAUGUCAAUGUUAUGCUGUCCAAUUUUCCAUGCUUUUCUUAAAUUAUGCAAGGAAUAGAUGAAGGCAUUGAUUAAAAGUGAUAUUUUACUAGUUUUAGCCUAUGUUUAAAAAUGGUAUUGAUUUUAUAUGAAAAAAAUCUGUAUUGGCUAUGGCAUUCAAAAUAUUGCUACUAAAUUUGCUUCUGCGAUGAUGGACCCGCACGGCAGGUGACAUAUGACAUUCGAAAAAUUCUAGUUACCAUUACAACUUACAGCCUGAUUUUACUGGUCACUCGGUGACAGCACUCAAUACUGGCAACAUACAUGUUCUGAGUUACUCCCACUUAUUGAAAUAUAUAGAAAUGUUUUUUUUUACCUUGUUGUCAACUAUUACAGGAUUGUUAUUAUGAUUAUGAGUUGUUUACACUAUUAUGUUAUUAACCAUGUUUUCACAUAGUGAAACCUGGUUAUUAGAAUGACGAACGUCGUUGUUCGGGCGGCCGGGUAGCGUCAAACUUACCUAUGAAACUGAAUAAUUUCAGUAAGGGUUGACAUAUCUUGACCAAACUUGGUAUAAAGAAAGAGUUUAUGGAGACCUUUCAUGGGAUUGUGUUUGGGGUCCCUAGAGUCAAGGUCUCUGUUACUAAAAAUAGUAAAACGGUUGAAACUGAAUAACUUUAGUUAGGGUUCACAUAUCUUGACCCAACAUGGUAUAAAGGAAGAGUUUAUGGAGACGUUUCAUGGGAUUGAAUUUGGGGUGCCUAGGGUCAAGGUCAAGGUCUCUUGGUAUAAAGAAAGAGUUUAUGGAGACCUUUCAUGGGAUUGCGUUUGGGGUCCCUAGAGUCAAGGUCUCUGUUACUAAAAAUAGUAAAACGGUUGAUAGUUAGGGUUCACAUAUCUUGACCCAACAUGGUAUAAAGGAAGAGUUUAUGGAUACCUUUCAUGUGAUUGAAUUUGGGGUGCCUAGGGUCAAGGUCAAGGUCACUGUUACUAAAAAUAGAAAAACAGUUGGAACUGAAUAACUUUAUUCAGGGUUCACAUAUCUUGACCCAACUUGGCAUAAAGGAAGAGUUUAUGGAGACCUUUCAUGGGAUUGCGUUUGGGGUCCCUAGGGUCAAGGUCACUGUUACUAAAAAUUGUAGAAUGGUUGAAACUGAAUAACUUUAGUUCAAGUUCACAUAUCUUGAUCAAACUUGGUAUAUAGUUAUGGAGUUUACGGAGACCUUUCAUUGGGUUGUGUAUAGGGCUUUUAGGGUCAAGGUCAAGGUCACUGUUACUAAAAAGAGAAAAACGGUUGAAACUGAAUAUCUUUAGUCAGGGUUCACAUAUCUUGACCAAGCUUGGUACAUAGAAAGAGUUUAUGGAGACCUUUCAUGGGAUUGCGAAUAGGGGUCAAGGUCACUGUUACUAAAAAGAGAACUAGAAGCGCCGCAAUGCGACGAAACCAGGUUUUUGUUAUGGGCAAUCAGAAAUUAAAGCCAAUUAAUUUGUUGUAUGACUUUAUCUUUACUUUUAUCAAAAAGAGACGUAACUGAAAAUUACUGUUGGCGGAAACCAUUUUUCUAUUUUUGCAAAACAUGCAUGGAUCACUGUUAGAUUAGAUUCUAAUCAACAUAACGAGUUUUACUGAACAAAGUUCUUAUAUUCUGUAAACUAACCAUAUGUGAAGGUUAAUCAAGGGGAUAUGAUUGUCAACAAACAUGUUCGUUAAGUUAUGGUGUGUUUUUUAAAUUUCUUGACCUAUGUACAAUUUCACAUUGUCAACUGUUCCACGUUGUUUUUAGUUAGUUAGUUUCAGCUUGACCCACUGUGAUACCAACUUAAAUCAUGUUCAUUUGUCAGUUCUGGGACUUCAGUUUCCAGUCAAAAGAAGAUUCAAGAUGAUUUGAAGAAACAGAAUUUGAUACAGAGUCCAUAGCACUUUUGUGAAUAGACCUCUUGGUUGUUUAACAUGCUCUCAGUGAAGCACUGAUACAUGAGAUACAACAUUAAACUUUUUCAAAGUUUAAUGCCUAGCUCCAGACAUAUGGUACCCCAUUUUAAUAUAUUACUUUUUGUGAAGUGUUUUAGCAAAUGGAUCAAUUGCCUUACCUGAUAUGAUAAACAUGCCUUAUUUUUUUUUUUUGAAGAAGUGAAUGCAAAUGGUUAAUUGAAUAAAUUAUGUCCCUUGA
Mya arenaria is the source of this 7965-nucleotide messenger RNA. RefSeq names its product kelch domain-containing protein 10-like. The coding region runs from base 641 to 1789 and encodes 382 amino acids. Gene Ontology annotation, molecular function: protein binding. Lineage: Eukaryota; Metazoa; Mollusca; Bivalvia; Myida; Myidae. The transcript has 10 exons. The record is from RefSeq and is a predicted model, not a curated record. Gene Ontology annotation, biological process: positive regulation of stress-activated MAPK cascade.